AUGUCUGAAACUCAUACCGGUGCAGCCACCUUUAAAAAGGUGCACGGUAUGAUUAGGAUCGAUGAAGAUGCAUCUCCAGCUACGCUGGUUUGGAGAUCAACGGAUGGUGAUAAAAGUACCACUGUUUUACUUAAUAUGGUAGACAAAUUGCAAGCAACGCCGGCGAACAGUGACAAAAUGAUGCUUAGAAUCGUGGGUAAAAUUGAUCCAAAUAUGAAGAAGAGAAAGGACAACGAGGGCAACGAAAUACCUGUGAAGGCGCCUGUUUACAUGUUCACGUUCAAUAAUAGAACAGUUAUGGAUAACAUUAAGGAAACUUUACAGCAUAUUAUUGCUAGAUACAAAGAUGAAGAAGCUACAGAGGAAAGGCAUAAGAACGAGCCAGAAACCGAGGCCCAAGAUAACCCUGCUGCUUCUGUGACCCCCCAGCCAGCGCAUCUACCUCAAGAUUUGAUUAAUACUACAACUCUCGAUACUUCUCUAACCAAAUCUAAGUUGCUUUCAAACCUUAAACUUCAACAAUCCUUGCUUAAGGAAAGCCGGGAACUAAUGACUAUAUUCCAGGAUACCGUGAUUAAAUCAGGUCUACCUCCACACGAGUUUUGGUCAACUCGUAUCCCCUUACUAAGAGCUUACGCUCUUUCUACCUCUCAAAAGACAGGCCCAUAUAACGUUCUAUCUACUAUUAAGCCUGUAGCAUCUUCGGAUAACAAAGUGAACGUCAAUGUGUCAAGAGAGAAGAUUCACACCAUUUUCCAAAACUAUCCAAUUGUUAGAAAAGCCUUUGACGAUAAUGUGCCAAAGAAUUUCAAGGAACAGGAAUUUUGGGCUAGAUUCUUCUCUUCAAAAUUGUUUCGUAAGCUAAGAGGUGAGCGUAUCAUGAACCAUGACAGAGGUGAUAUGAUUAUCGAUCGUUAUCUUUCAUUGGACCAAGAAUAUGAUAGACGAGACGACGAGUUGUUGCAACAUCCUGUGAGGAAAAUUAUAGAUAUCGAGGGAAAUAUAAACGAUGAUCCUGUCAAGAAGGGCCAUAGACCCGAUUUCACAAUGCGCUCGGGUAUUGAUCCUAAUGGUAACAGUGAUGGUGGUAUGGCUAUUCUAAAAGGUAUGAAUAGACUAAGUGAAAAGAUGGUUGAAUCAUUAGAAAACGAAUAUUCUAGAGCAAACUUGCCACAAGAAGAUCCUGACAAGGAGGAGAGGGAAGAGAUUCUGUUUUCCGAUCUAGAUGAAGACACACCUACUGAUUAUGCAGAAAUCAAGCUAAAAAGAAAGGUUCUUGAUGCCAAAAAUCGCCAAAUGCAUAAAGAGAAUAGUGCUAUAUCUUGGGAAGAAGUGAAACAUGAAAUCAAUUCAAUUACUUCUAUACUAGACACUUCUAUACUUGAUCUUACAACUUUGACACAUAUUACAGCAGACGUCACUAAAACAAUCAACCAGCGUAUUAUGAAAGCUGUUAAAGUUAAUGCAAAACAAUCUAAACACAUGAAUGGGGACACCUUAUUGGGAUCUACAAUGUCAGGUACAAGUAUGUUCCAAGAAGCUAAAGAAUCAGCAUCCCAUUUACCUCCAGAUAUAUUAGAAAGUUGCAGACUGCUCAACAGCAGUUGCUGUGAGUUCUUGAAACAUUUUUACAUCAACUUUCAAAGUGGUGACCCAAGAAAGACAAAUCUAGUGAAAAAACUUUACAAAAGUUUGAUGGAUUGCCAGGAAAAAAUUGAUUCUCUUUUGAACUCAGUUGAUACAGAGGAGAAUCAAGAAAUCGCAAAAUAUUGUAAAGCAUAUUUGGUUCAUGUCCUAGACUCAGUAGGGUUAGGAAUUAAUAAAUACAGGGCCCUUGUAAAAGGUACUGCUGCAUAA
Kluyveromyces marxianus DMKU3-1042 is the source of this 1857-nucleotide messenger RNA. It is a transcript of the gene TFB1, whose product is annotated as TFIIH/NER complex subunit TFB1. Bases 1 to 1857 code for a protein of 618 amino acids. Gene Ontology annotation, biological process: transcription by RNA polymerase I; nucleotide-excision repair; transcription by RNA polymerase II. The record is from RefSeq and is a predicted model, not a curated record. The transcript has a single exon. Gene Ontology annotation, cellular component: transcription factor TFIIH core complex; transcription factor TFIIH holo complex. Lineage: Eukaryota; Fungi; Ascomycota; Saccharomycetes; Saccharomycetales; Saccharomycetaceae.